AUGAAGUUAAAGUUAUCAACGAGCGUGAUAUUCAUUUUGAUGGUAGUAACUUUUACCACCACUCAAGAGAACUCAACUCCGACGACAUUUCUGUUGGGUAUUGACUGCAGUCAUGAUCGAAACUGUACUUUUCAAAACUCAUAUUGUGACAAUGAAUUCUACAGAUGUCGCUGUAGAGACAACUACUAUCCAGCUAAUAACCAAAGUGUCUGCAUCCAAUACGCACAAACACUACUAGGCCAUUGCGAGAGAGCUAUUGGGUGCAAGUUGAUGAAUAACACUGAAUGUCGGAAAAAUGCAUGCAAAUGCCGAACUGGAUUUGAAAACCAAGACGGGAAAUGUACACCUACUGUUUUCAAUUGCAUAGACGACUGUGAGAAAAAUCGUCCAGGCAGGAUUUGUAAAAUGGGCGAAUGCAAUUGCGACGAAAAUACGGCAUACUUUGAGUGGAACGAUACUCUCCAUUGGUGUGCUCUAUAUGCUAACCGACUGGAGAUAGAUACCUGCUUUGGAAGGGAAGGUUGUAGAUAUCUGCCAAAUUCUAGGUGUACUUCCUACCAUAAAUGUAUUUGUAAAAAGAGUUAUACGCAGAAGGACAAUAGAUGUCUCGCGGACAUAAACGGUAGUUGCACAGAAACCAGUUAUUGCAACGUAAACAAUAGUUUCUGCAACAAUUGGCAGCAAUGCGAAUGCAAGUAUGGUUAUUUUCCGUCUAAUGAUAAUAAAACCUGCAUUAAAUACGAAAUUGAUGGACCAUGUGACUAUUAUAAUCGCUGCGAUAGCUUAAGCCAUGCAGAGUGCGUUAAUGGUAAAUGCAAAUGUAUCAAAGGUUCUUGGUCAAUUGAAGGUUUAUGUAUCCACUCCAAAGACAUCUAUGAGAAUAGUUCAGACAGUAUUGGUGAUAGCAAGAGCUAUCCUUGUGGAAAUUGCACUUGUACUUCAGUAUCCUACAAAGUUCCUAAGAGCUGCGACAAGAUUACAAAUGAGUGUAUAGAAGAACACAAUAUGGAUAUUGUAAAAAUGAAAUGCUCUAGUCUUGCAGAAUCGGGUUUCGAUUGUCAAGAUCCCAAUAAAUGUAAAAAGCUUUCAUAG
Molecule: messenger RNA, 1092 nt
Organism: Cotesia congregata
Lineage: Eukaryota; Metazoa; Arthropoda; Insecta; Hymenoptera; Braconidae
Source: the annotation of a GenBank genome assembly